AUGGAAGGAAAACGAGGCAUGGCCACCGAUACGAAGAGCAUUAAAGACCUUUCAAAUUUAAUUAAAAAAAUGCCCCAGUAUCAGAAGGAGCUUAACAAAUAUAGUACCCAUCUUCAUUUGGCCGAAAAAUGCAUGCAGAAAUAUCAGUCUGGAAUCGAUAAGCUGUGUAAAGUGGAACAGGAUCUGGCAAUGGGCACCGACGCCGAGGGUGAACGGAUUAAAGAUCCUGUAAAGUUACUUACUCCUCUUUUGAUCGAACCAGCCGUUGAUCAGCAAGACAAGAUCAGACUGGUGCUCCUACACAUUUUGACUCGAAACGGUAUUCCCGAUGAAAAUUUAAAUCGUCUUCUGCAACAUGCGAAUAUACCUCCAACUGAAAAGUCGACCAUCGUCAAUAUGAGCUUUUUGGGCUUAAACAUCACGUCAGAUGCCGGCAGACGAAAAGUUUGGACUCCAAACCGGAAGGAACGAGUCGGUGAGCAGACAUAUCAGACUUCGCGAUGGACCCCAGUUCUUAAGGAUAUCAUAGAGGAUGCAAUCGACGACAAGCUUGAUCAAAAAUCAGUUCCAUUUUUGGCGGGCCGGCAGACAGUGCCAACUUAUCGCACGCCAACAAGCGCGCGUUAUGGUCAGUGGCAUAAGGAACGCGGCCAACAGAUUCAGUAUCGUUCCGGUCCAAGACUGAUUGUGUUCAUCGUUGGUGGAGUGACUUACUCUGAAAUUCGAUGCGCUUACGAAGUGACUAGAGAGAGAAAGUCGUGGGAAGUGAUAAUAGGUGAUUGA
This is a messenger RNA of Soboliphyme baturini, 783 nucleotides long. The record is from the annotation of a GenBank genome assembly. NCBI's taxonomy places the organism in Eukaryota, Metazoa, Nematoda, Enoplea, Dioctophymatida, Soboliphymatidae.